CAGCCAUACAUAUUCUAGUAUGAGAUAAAUAACUCGAGUUAUAAAAACUGUCUCCAUACUCGUACCACUGACGGUUCCUUCGAAGCCACAAACAAGACCGCUGACCCAACAAAAAUGCUCGUGUUGAUAUUUUCAUUAGACGACUAUAUUGUUUUUGUUCGCCACUUUUGAACUAUCAAAUAAUAUAUCUUGUUUUUGUAUCACACCAAUCAAUAUUGUCUUGUUACUGUGGUGUUAAUUAUAUUUUCCAUUGAGGUCAAAAUCUAAUCCUUUUCAAGUCGUGAUUAGUUUAGCGACUAUCAAUAAAGUUCAAUUUUCUAAGAAAUCCUGUUACAUUUUUCAAUUAACAAGAUAAGGUUUAUCAAGGUUUUAGCACCURAAGUUUCCCUGCAAGUUACCAAUGUGACUAUAGUUUGAUAUUAGGAUCUAUUGAACCAAUCACAGCUUGGAGACCUGCCUUCGAUGACAUGCAUGAAUUAUUGAAACAGCAGGUGCAUUCCACACGUUAACUGCGAACACUAUGGAAACCACAAAAACGUAUUCGUUCAUUUGUUUUGCAUUAUAUUCUCAUUUCUUGGACCAUUAUUCCAAUUUCCUUGGUGAUAUUGCCAUGUUAUACAGCCCAAAAGACAUUGUUAACAGCGUUAUUUAACCUCCUUGGGCUUCUAUAUCAUUUGGAUGUAAAUUAAUGGUAUGUGGUCCAUCUGUUGAGAUGUGAUCAUAUUGUUAUAAUAAUCUUUGCCUAACGAGAAAACACUGGGAAUGUAUUAAGAAUGGAUUCAAGCUACGAGGAAGCUGAAUCGAAGGCUCCAUUGCUUUAUAUCCCGCUCAAGGCUCUGACUAGCAACUUCACUACGUCGAAGUAAAUGCACAUUUUGAAAAAAGUCUGACCGUGGAUCAUGAACGGCAAUCAAAAUAUCAAUGACCAAAACAAUUCUGUACAAAACGGACAGUGUUACACUGUGGAUGGACCAAAGGAAGGCCAUGGUUUGUACCCGUCACUUGAAUAUAAUAGAGGUACAGCUACUUACGAUAGCAUGCAGCAUCUUUAUGCUCUACACCAACCUCCGAGCUACGAUGAAAUAAACCGAAGCGGGACGCACGGAGGUUCUCGAUUCGGUCUUAUUCGUGGCUACCACCAGCAAAUGUACGAACCAACAUCGCAGCCAGUACAAUGUUGCGACUGCUCCUGGAUGCAAUCAAGACACGAUAAGCAAGAUCCUAAAUGUAACUGGGGAAUUAUAAGUGGUAUACUGCUACUGAUACUCGGGGUUUUAGCUCUAACUAUGGGGUAUACAUUACCUCAAAAGACUCCUUCCUUUGAGGAAAGGAAGAGACUUACUGAGCAAGAACUUAGAGACAUAGAGCGUGUUGAGUUGUAUGUUGAAGUUUUUAUAAUCACAGGGUUAGCUGUUUUAUCUUUAGGAGGGGUAGUGAUUUCAGCUGGAAUUCUCUAUCCCCUAUGUCGUAAUGGCCGGGACAGUUACGAUGAAUCCUAUUUCAAUAAGUAUUAUGCAUCUGAAGUGUACGUGAAACGGGACGAUUCAGUCCCUCCUUCAACCAAACAAAUCGUWAACUUUGGUUUUCAUAAAGAUGUCGUUCCUACGGAUGUUACUCUUCGAAGGAUUCAGCCUGAGCGGGAACCAAAGCAAAACAUCGACACUCAACCUCUGGACACUCAAGAAGCAAUCAAGUGAAAAAUCCGAUAAACACUAAAACACUAGACGGCUGAGUGCGCUGAUACUCGGAUUCAAACUGGUGUCUUUUUAUUGAUUCUACGCACCAGUCUCUUUUUUAGCAAAAACUUUGAUAUAAAUUGAAGAACUUGAUUUGAUGAGGACGCAUUCGGCAUGACAAGACACGUUCGCUGUUUUCAUGAAUUUUUACAAACAAAACCACAUCAUGCCAUGUUGUUUUCGAUACGUACUCAGUUCAAUACCUGAUUUAAUAAUAUAGCAAAUGCGUCCAGWUACUACUGUUAGACGGUAAAUACCUAACUUUAGAUGAAGUCGGGCUUUCGCUGUUCUACAGCAUCAUCAGGACUGAAAAAUUUCAGUGAAAAACGUUUUCAGAAAACGAUGACGAUGCCGUAUAACAGCGAAAGUUCGAAUAGCAGUAUCGGUCCGCAUUUGCUAUAUUAUUACUCUCCUACAAACAUGCUGCUGAAGGAUAACUUCUCAAGAUUGAUACCUGGUUUGUUGGAAAAAAAAACUGGCAAAUCGUUACAGCAGACUAUCCGUGUACAUUUUUGCUCUCUAAUGAACCCAUAACUGUUGAAACACAUGCCGGUGUGCAAGAUUUUGUGGGAUUUUUUAUUCUGUUAAAAUUUUGGGAAAAGACGACUGGCAUUUAAUUCAUAUAAUCCGCAGUAUUUUUAUAUUUUGGUUUAUUUUUUACUUUCUUAGCGUUCCCGCGGCUAGURCAUUAUUAAUCACCCAAGUAAAAAUCAUUGAGAAAUUUGUGGCGUUCCAUAUCAAUAACUAAAAGCAACUAACUGCUUAAUUUUAGUGUCACCUCUUCGCCUUAGGUCUUUGAAACAAUUUCAAACAAUAUGUCUGAUAGACAGCCAAUGAAAGUCUGUCAGACAGCCGUUUAUGGACUGCAAUGUCUGUCUGAUAGACCAUAUGAUAUCCAGGUCUAGUCUGUGAAUAGGUCUGUUAGCCGGACUGCAAAAUUUGAAUUAAAUAUUAAGGUUAAUAAAUUUGUAUAAACAGA
This is a messenger RNA of Exaiptasia diaphana, 2715 nucleotides long. RefSeq lists its product as uncharacterized. Gene Ontology annotation, cellular component: neuronal cell body; transport vesicle; neuron projection. The record is from RefSeq and is a predicted model, not a curated record. Lineage: Eukaryota; Metazoa; Cnidaria; Anthozoa; Actiniaria; Aiptasiidae. The coding region runs from base 900 to 1697 and encodes 265 amino acids. Gene Ontology annotation, biological process: nervous system development. The transcript has a single exon.